UAAAGGAGGAGAUCUGAUAUUAAUCAGUAUAUAGCUCGGAGCCAGACUUUCUCAAAUGCGGUGUAGGAACAUGUUCUUCUCAUUUAAGGCAUCUCUUUGUGGCUGUGGGGCUGCCACCGGUCGGAGUUUGACAGCUAUAGGCUGUACUCUGAAUUGCAGUUGCCCAAGCUUCAAACCAGGGAAAAUAAACCACCGGCAGUGUGAGCAGUGCAGACACGGAUGGGUGGCCCAUGCUCUAAGUAAGCUGAGGAUCCCCCCUGUGUAUCCGACAAGCCAGGUGGAGAUUGUCCAGUCCAAUGUGGUGUUUGAUAUUAGCAGCCUCAUGCUCUAUGGGACCCAAGCCAUCCCUGUUCGCCUGAAAAUCCUACUGGACCGGCUCUUCAGUGUGCUAAAGCAAGACGAGGUCCUCCAGAUCCUCCAUGCCUUGGACUGGACCCUUCAGGAUUACAUUCGUGGAUACGUGCUGCAGGAUGCGUCGGGAAAGGUUUUGGACCACUGGAGCAUCAUGACUAGUGAGGAAGAAGUGGCCACCUUGCAGCAGUUCCUCCGCUUUGGAGAGACCAAGUCCAUUGUCGAGCUCAUGGCAAUUCAAGAGAAGGAAGAGCAGCCCAUCAUCAUACCCCCUUCCACUGCGAGUGUGGACAUCAGGGCUUUCAUCGAGAGCUGCAACCACCGGCGUUCCAGCCUCCCCACGCCUGUGGACAAAGGAAGCCCUAGCAGUGUACACCCCUUUGAGAACCUCAUAAACAAUAUGGCUUUCAUGCUGCCUUUCCAGUUCUUCAACCCUGUACCUCCUGCUCUGAUAGGCUCACUGCCUGAGCAGUUUAUGCUGGAGCAGGGUCAGGACCAAAGUCAGGACCCCAAGCAGGAAAUCCAUGAAUCCUUCCCUGACAGCAGCUUCUUGACUUCCAACCCCACACCAUUUCAGGUUGAAAAAGACCAAUGUUUAAAUUGUCCAGAGACUGUGACUCAAAAGGAAGACAGUGCCCAUUUAAGUGACUCCAGCUCUUACAACAUUGUCACUAAGCUUGAAAGGACACAGUUGUCCCCUGAAGCCAAAUUGAAGCCUGAGAGGAACAGCCUGGGCACAAAGAAGGGCCGAGUGUUCUGCACGGCCUGCGAAAAAACCUUCUAUGACAAAGGCACCCUCAAGAUCCACUACAACGCCGUACACCUGAAGAUCAAGCAUAAGUGUACCAUCGAAGGGUGUAACAUGGUAUUCAGCUCCCUGAGAAGCAGGAAUCGCCACAGUGCCAACCCCAACCCUCGGCUGCACAUGCCAAUGAACAGAAACAAUAGGGACAAAGAUCUGCGGAACAGCCUAAACCUGGCCAGCGCUGAGAGCUAUAAGCGCCCAGGUUUCACAGUGACCUCACCAGACUGUAGGCCACUCCCCAGCUACGCUGGCUUAGGGGAGGAUUCCAAAGGCCAACCAGCCUUCCCAAGCACUGGGCACAAUGGCGUGCUGUUUCCCAACCUAAAGACAGUCCAGCCGGUCCUUCCUUUCUACCGCAGCCCGGCCACUCCAGCCGAGCUCGCCAACACACCGGGGAUGCUGCCUUCUCUCCCGCUGUUAUCCUCUUCGAUCCCAGAACAGCUGGUUUCAAAUGAAGUGCCAUUCGAUGCCCUUCCCAAGAAGAAAUCCCGCAAGUCCAGUAUGCCUAUCAAAAUAGAGAAGGAAGCGGUGGAAAUCGCUAAUGAGAAGAGGCACACCCUCAGCUCAGAUGAAGACAUGCCCCUGCAGGUGGUCAGCGAGGAUGAGCCCGAGGUCUGCAGCCCUCAGUCAGACCAAGCACCUGAGGAGCAGCGCCUGCCAUCGGGACACAUGGGUAGGCCUCUCCCUGAAGGAGAGAGGCCUCGCCAUCUCAAAUCAGUGAUCGAGUCCAGCGGCACCAUCCACCGAACCCCUGAGCAGGCCACACACAACUUGGAGAAGGAGCCUGAGCAGAAGCCAGCAUUGACCUUGGUGUCAAGUGAGGUUGAGGACAGUGGUUGUGAACACCACCUCCCCCCUGGGAUGGAACCCCACGGUCCCUUUCCUGACUACAUCCAACUGCAGCAACGCCUGCUGGCUGGGGGCCUGUUCAGUGCAUUGUCCAACAGAGGAAUGGCGUUUCCUUGUUUCGAAGAUUCUAAAGAACUGGAGCAUGUGGGUCAGCAUGCACUAGUGAGGCAGAAGGAAGAGAACCACUUCCAGUGUGACAUCUGUAAGAAGACCUUUAAAAACGCUUGCAGUGUGAAAAUGCACCACAAGAACAUGCACACCAAAGACACCCACCUGUGCACAGUCGAGGGCUGCAAGGCCACCUUCCCUUCCCGCAGAAGCAGAGACAGACACAGUUCUAACCUAAACCUCCACCAAAAAGUUUUGACCCAAGAACCACUGGAGAGCAGUGAAGACCACUUCCAUGCAGCAUAUCUUCUGAAAGAUGCAGCUAAGGGGCCCUAUCAGGAUGUAGCUUUCACACAGCAAGCCUCCCAGACAUCUGUCAUCUUCAAGGGAACAAGUCGGAUGGGCAGUCUGGUUUACCCAAUAACCCAAGUCCACAAUGCCGGCCUGGGGAGCUACAACUCUGGUCCCCCAAGAGAGGGCACCAUCCUCGAUUUGAGCACUACCUCAAGCAUGAAGUCGGAGAGCAGCAGCCAUUCCUCUUGGGACUCCGACGGGGUGAGCGAGGAAGGCAACAUGCUCAUAGAGGACAGUGAUGGCGACUGUGAAGGGCCAAGCCUUGUCCCCGGGGAAGAUGGCUACCCCAUCUGUGUCCUGAUGGAGAAGACCGACCAGAGCCUGGCCAGCCUGCCUUCUGGGUUGCCCAUAACAUGUCACCUCUGCCAAAAGACAUACAGUAACAGAGGAACCUUCAGGGCCCACUACAAAACUGUCCACCUCCGCCAGCUCCACAAAUGCAAAGUGCCAGGCUGCAACACCAUGUUCUCAUCUGUCCGCAGUCGAAACAGACACAGCCAGAAUCCCAACCUGCACAAAACCCUGGCCUCAUCUCCAAGCCACCUCCAGUAACAAGAUGGUGGACCAAGUAUGCUUGGAGAAGCAUCCAUUCUAAUUCAGGAAUAAGGUAGUCCAAAGAAGUGUUUCUAGCUUUGUUGAAUACCAUUUGAGGCAAACCAGGCUAAAAGUAUUUGAUUUAACUUUAUAGUUUUUUUACAGCAGGAUGAGCAAAAGCGAAGCCUUGUGGGAAGUUGACAUUGAGGUAGCCCUUCCAAGUAUUAUUUUUCUUAGCCCAAGAGGUUUUUUUCACUGACAUAAAGAAAACUUGCAGAAACUCAGUUUUUCCCAGAUUUGUUUACAUGUUCCUUGGGGGAAAUCCAGGUCUGCAGAUCAGCUGGGUCUGGGACUUGGGGGAGGGGGAGCUUAAAGCGAGGCUUGCAGUAUUAAAAGAUAAGUGUGUGUUGGGGAAGAAGUCUGUCAUCAAGAGUGAGAAGCCAACCCCAAAGAUCCCAUUUUCAGUUCCUUCUUUAAAAAAAAAAAAAAAAUUUACUGAGUAUAAAUCCAGGCUUGAGCUGGAGGGAAAAUGACUCUUUGAGACCAUCCCUCCAUUUGGAGUGAAGAAUUGCCUUUUUUUUUUUUUUUAAUUCUAAAGCUCUCAUGUUACUCCAGGGAGUUCUCAGAGGAAGUUGUUUGGCCUCUAACGUGUUCCUUGUUAAUUCUUAAUCUGUAACACUAGUUCAGGAAGCUAGGAGAACAUAUUUCGUGCAUUUAAACAAUAAUGGUCUUCAAUUUAAUUUAAAAAUAAUUUUGAUACUAUUUAAUUUGUGUUGAUGUUACUCAAGUACUUGGUGUGAGUGCAGACAUGUCACGGGAUACCCACUGGAUCUCUCUGCUCAAAGGCAGAACAAGUGAUGACAUAAACUUCCAAACCACCACCCGUUUUCACUGGCGACCUUCGAGGCUGUUAGUUUUGAUCCCCUGUGGAAUGAACACGAGCCUGAGUCUGACCGAGAUCAUUUGUAUAUAUUCUGCCACAGCAUUUAGAGAGAGAAUAUGGUUGUUGACAGCUGUCGUGAGUUUUCACUGUCACUGGAUCCCUCAAUCUCCAUCCUUUUGACAAAUAUGUCAGAUGAGGAUGAACUCUUGAAUUUCCUUGGUAGAAAGAAAAGUAUGACCUUCUUGUCAUACUACACGUCUUAAUAUUUAACUUAUUCUGAAAUGUUUUCCACACUGUUAUACACAUUUGCUGUUGUAGAAAGGAAACUUAAAAAUCAGUCCUGUGAAACAACACCAUCUCCUGAAACUUGGCCUUUGCAGUCCUUUCAAAGCCUGUGGUUGGUAAAAAGAAAUUGAUUUUGUAUUCAGAGUUCAAAUCCACUAUCUUUUAAAUUUAUGGUUGAUUCAAGUAAUGAAAACAUCCUAAAGAAAAUUGGGCGUUCUAAGAGAGAUUAUUUCUUUGGCCUGAAGGUGAAAAAAGUUAACACCCUGUUACCAGUUAUUUCCUUUUUUUUUUUUAAAUAAAUGUGACAACUUAAUACUUGUCUCUGCUUGAAAUGAGAUGUAUCUUUCAACUGUUCUGUUACCCAGCUGUUUAAUAUUCCACUUUCUCCAAACUAGAGCAAUUUGUAUACAAAUGAGUUUUCUAUGAUUUAAU
This is a messenger RNA of Loxodonta africana (African savanna elephant), 4601 nucleotides long. It is a transcript of the gene BNC1, whose product is annotated as basonuclin zinc finger protein 1. The transcript has 5 exons. NCBI's taxonomy places the organism in Eukaryota, Metazoa, Chordata, Mammalia, Proboscidea, Elephantidae. Gene Ontology annotation, cellular component: nucleus. Gene Ontology annotation, biological process: regulation of transcription by RNA polymerase I. Bases 56 to 3019 code for a protein of 987 amino acids. The record is from RefSeq and is a predicted model, not a curated record.